Molecule: messenger RNA, 5772 nt
Organism: Arvicanthis niloticus (Nile rat)
Lineage: Eukaryota; Metazoa; Chordata; Mammalia; Rodentia; Muridae
Source: RefSeq, a predicted model, not a curated record
UCUUGCGUAUGGAACUGCUCCAGCGUCGCCUCUCUUUCCAGCUCCGUUUAGUAGCUACGUUUUGAACGGUCUUUCGCCUUCCCCGAGAUGUCUGACAGUGAAGUUGAAGCUAAGUUUUUGGGACCUGGAAAAGAACUAACAAGGGAACCAUGCUCUAAAAAAUUGAAAUCAGCUGCAGGUGAUGGUGUUUUCCCCCAUCGAGGUGUUCCUGAUGGUCACAGAAUCCAAGAAAAAAACAGAAAUAAUAGGGUCCCUGUGGCCACCAUUAACUUCAGAAGACGUGUUUGUCCUCAAGAAGACAAAGCCAGUACAGAUGUGUUAAAGCCUUUGCACAAGGAGAUGCCCGGGAAUAAACUAGGUGGUACUGAAUCCAGUGGUUCACAAGCUUUGCAUGAUGGAAAGCCUUCACCACUGGCCAGGGAUGAUGAAAUCUAUAGCACAAGUAAAGCAUUCAUAGGCCCCAUUUACAAACCCCCAGAAAAAAAGAAAUGCCGUGAAAGGAAGAGUGAGAUGGAUACUUUCAAUAGUAUAGAUAGCAGAAGAAGACAAGAGGAAAAACAGAAAUUUAACUCCAAAAAAUUGGAGAUAGACACGGAAUUAUCCCAGUUUUACAAAGAAAUUGAAGAACUGGAAAAUGAAAAUGAAGCUUCCCAAGGCAGUUGUAAGGAACCAGAACCUCCCCAGGAACAAAUUAUUCCUUAUGACCCGGCCUGUAAUGCCUUAAAAUCUGAGGAAGAAAAUAAGGAUCUGAGUAAUGUUUUUCAGUCACAUUGUGGUUAUCAAGAGUACUUGGAGGAUGAACCAGACUACCCCUGUGAUGAACAGUUGAUACCUACAUUUUGUGAAACUUCAUUUCCUUCCUUCAGACCUGAAUGGCAGUCAGUACAUCCUUUUGUCAUACCCCAUGAUCCUCUUCCCAGUUUUAAUUAUUUUAAUAUUCAAAGAUUUGGUGCCCCACUACAUCCACCACCAGAUGUUUUCCAUACGCAAGAUGACUCUCAGAUGCAGAAUGGGUGUUAUGUAGAUAGUUAUCAGGAUAGCUGGAGCUGUUUGACUUUUGAUCAGAAUGAUGAGUAUGCUAACUAUGAUGUGACUAGCAAUAAUGUUCAUCCCUUUAGAAAUGGCUACAGUGUACAAGGUGAAAGUGUGAAUAAUGGUUUCUGUGAAAUCAGAGAGUGCUGGCAAGAUCCUUCCAUUGACAAGCAUAAUGAAACAGACAAGUUUGUGAACCAGUGGUUUCAAGAGGAGAAGUUAAAUAAAUUGCAGAAAUUACUUAUUCUUUUGCGAGGCCUCCCUGGUUCUGGAAAAACAACAUUGUCUCGAAUUCUGCUUGGUCAGAGUCGUGAUGGCAUCGUCUUCAGCACUGAUGACUAUUUUCAUCAUCAAGAUGGGUACAGGUACAAUGUUAAUCAACUUGGUGAUGCCCAUGACUGGAACCAGAACAGAGCAAAACAAGCUAUCGAUCAGGGGAGAUCUCCAGUUAUAAUAGACAACACUAAUACCGAAGCCUGGGAAAUGAAACCAUAUGUAGAAAUGGCCAUAGGAAAAGGAUACAGAGUAGAGUUUCAUGAACCGGAAACUUGGUGGAAGUUUGAUCCUGAAGAAUUAGAAAAGAGGAAUAAACAUGGUGUGUCACGAAAGAAGAUUGCGCAGAUGUUGGAUCGUUAUGAAUUUCAAAUGUCCAUCUCCAUUGUGAUGAAUUCAGUGGAACCAACCCAGAAAAGCAUACAAAGACCCCUUCCUCUCCAGGGGGAACAGAGAGGAAGAAUUUUGAAGAAAAGUGGAUACAGGCUUGACAAAACCAAACAGAAGAGAAACAGGACAGGGAAGAAAAGGAGCAACGGUUUUAGUGAGAACUCACUCAAAACGUCAGGUGACCUUGCACCUGGAAGUCAGGGUCCAUCUCAGAGUGAAGGGGAAGGCUUUGAGGAGGCCAAGAGAGAACCAGGGCAUCCCUUAAUUGGUGGCCUACGGAAUGAAGGAACAGACUGUGGAAAUGGCCACAAAGAGCAAAGUUGGCAAGGCAGAAAGAUCUCCAACAACUUCCAAAAGACGGUGUCUACAGUUGAGUUGGGCCACACACCUAAGAACUGCUUCCCUAAGGAGGGGAAGGAGGAGGACAAGGAAAAAGAGGAGAGGGGCUCAUUUCUAACUUUACCAUCCGUACCACCUGCCUCUCAUCAUACAAGCACUCAACAUCUGUCUUGUGCAGUGAGGGAUGGCUGCUUGGGCAAGAGGGUGGAACAGCGUGUGAGGAAUAGACAUAACUCAGUCUUAGACACCCAGGACGUAUCUGCUAAAACCCCGGGUUCAGUCAUGCAUAAGGUAGAGAUGAUGGGUAAAAGUUGCCCGGAUGAGUUUGCCGUGAAUCAUCAGGGUGGAACCAGAACAUCGGAGGAAAUUUUGCGAAAGGAACAAGGAGUCAAAAGCGAUUGCUGGGCUUUUUUUACAGCUAGUUUGUGUAAUGAAGAGUCACAACUCAGGUCUGAGAGUCAGCCAUAUUUGGGCAGUUGGCCAGAGGGACCUCAUAAGUUUGUGUGUGAACAGAGACCCAAGAAAGCUAGGUCUCGCAGGCUGACGUGCCCUGAUAGCGAGGAACACUUGGUUAAGUUGAUUUCCACUUCUGAAGGAGCAACAGGCUCAGGAAGCAGCCCAGAAAUACCAACGGAGAAGCUGCUGAUAGACUCGUCUCCUAGAGCUGAAGCUGUAGGUUUACCCAGAAACCCAGGAACAGAUAACUCCAGCAGUUGUGUCCCCCAUCUAAACUCCCCAGAGCACCCCUUAGAAUCAGCAAAGGGUACACAAGGGGUGCAGAGGAAGAUUUGCAAUUUGCCACCAGACUCUAAGUUACUGGGACAGAUUCAUAUCAACCCCGAAGAAAAGGAGAAACAUGACCUCUUAACAGAGAGUCAUGGGAUGGACACAUUUUCUUGGGGGAAAGAUAUCUCUGAUGUAAUCAAUAAAGAUGAGAGAAAGCAAGAAGUGGUGAUCUUUGACCGUCAUCUACCAUGGUUUUACCUUGAUACCCUCCUCCAAGAUUCUCCUCUAAGUGUGGUUGGGAAGUCUUGCUCUUAUCGCCUGUCCUUUAACAGACUGGGGUGUGCUGUGUAUUUUUACAAAAACCCUGUCCCUUCUCUCAUGCUACAUUAUCUGUCUGCCUUUUGCAUGAUGUCUUUUAACAACAAAAGAACACUUUUGACCUUCAAAUCCCAGAAAAGAGUGGACAGGACACUAACCGAUGGAGGGUUUGUUCCCUCAGAAGUUGGAAGUAACCAGCCCGAUACUGUUUUCUCUCUGAGGAUUUCUUCUGAUCAUCAGUUUUCAAAGGAGAGAUUUGAUGGAAAACUGAAGAUGUGGGAAGCCUGGGAGCUGCUGCAGUGUGGACCCGCUGACGACAGCCAGGACUUUAGCAGGAGUUGUCAGUCCUUCGGGCCACUGACACAAGAAUUUGCCUUUCACCCAGCCAAACUUUUGGCAUCUCCUGCAGUUUCAAUGGAAUCCUCGUCACAGGAUGACCAACCACAGGAUUCCCUCUGACUGGAAGUCACUCAAGAUAAUGCCUUUGCAAUGGAAAAUGUCAAUAAAGAAAAGGCAGAAGAAUCUUGGUAAAAAUGAAAAUCCCUUGACCUGUAAGUACCUCUCGUCGCAGAGACCUCGAUCCGUACGGUCAGGAGGAAAUGAGUGUUGCCGUUGCCUGGUUGUAAUAGCGCAGAUGUAUUGCAGUUGAAGAGUUGUUACCAUAGCAACCCUGUCUGUGCGAUUGCGUGUUCAAUUCUUUUCUUCAGCCUCACAUCUUUCUGUGAACUGCAACAAAGCUUGGAUUGUUGCUCCCGAGAUUUAUCCCCCAUUUCACUAGUCAGAAUGCAUUUCAGAGCAUUCUGAUGACACAGUGCAGGAGAGCUCACACACACACACACACACACACACACACACUGGUGUGUGACCAGAGCUAGGAAUUAGGGCUAUAGUUUAGUUUACAUGUAAAUAUUGUAUAUUAACAGAUGCUCUAAGAAAAGAGGCAGCAUGUACAGACACCAUGUCAUAUACUUGACACAGAGGGUGGCAUUAAAGUAAACACAUGUGAUGUCAGUGCAUUCCGUGUCUGCACUUGAUAAGAAUGGACACACAUGUGUUUGGCAUGUUUUCUAAAUGUUUUCCUCUUGCACCUGCUCCUGCUGGGAGCCAGAGCAGUGCAUUCUGGGGAGGAGUCUAGAGGUUUGGAGAGAUGGCUAGGAUGAGAUGCAUGUGCUAAGAGACUGUGAGAGCUCUGGAGAAAGGGAUGAAAACUUUCAUUUUGUUCCCAGUGCACGAGUGGCCUCAUUUUAGACCUUGCUCUGUAUGCCGAGGGGAAGCAGGGAGCCCUUUCCUGCCCUCCUCUGCUAUAUAUGGCAGUCUCGGUUAGGGGCUGUUGCCCUUCUCCCCUGUGAGGUGGCCCUACAGGGACACUGAGCUGCCCAGCCCAAUGACAUGCAGGGAGUUGCUUAGCUGUGGCCAAUCCCAGAGUCUCUCCCUGUGCUGACGGUGCGGAUUUGUGUCACAUGCAGGCUCUGUAUGUACUUGUGGCUUUGAAGUCGCUCCUCCCUUCUGCUCUAGCUCUUCUCCAUGGCACUGGCUUCACCCACAGCCUCGGUCUAAUUCCUCAUCUGAGCAGCUCACGAGGUCUGUAGCAAAUGCGUCUUCACUGCAGUUAUUCUGAGAAGGAGCCUUCCCGUUUGGCUUGUCAUGGCAUACUGACAAGUAGGUUGAAGGGCAAACAGAAAUAUGGGAAGAGGCAAUUAUAAGGAGACCUGCUGGGCUGUAGAAGUUCUGUGGUGGUUUCGGCCUAUUUCACAGUACUCUGCCCUGCCUGCCAUGUGUUGACAGCCACGGUCCUCUGUAGAGGCUGAGGUAGGCCAAGGAUCUGCUCCUACAUGCCUGUCCUGGAGCCGCUACCUGCUGUGUGACCUGAAAAAAUUAAUCUCCUCACAAAAAGUAGAUAGUAUCACUUGAAUAACAUGUACAGAGCACUUAGGCUAGUGUGUGAGCAGUCAAGGCUGUGACACGGGUUCAUUUCAUCCUCCUACACCUCCGGGCAAAGGCCUCCAGCAGCACAGCACACGGCAUCUUGAAAAGUGAAAGACUGAGCUAGGAAACCUGCUUGCAAAUUUGUAUCAAUUCCUGUAGUGGUCUUAUUAACGUCUGUACUGCAAAGAGCUGUACCUCAGGGGCUGAGGACACACGGAGGUGAAAUGAGCAGAACCAGACAGAAUGGACUGAAGGGACAGCGCAGACAUGAGAUGCCGGGCAUGGCAUGACCAGGGCAGCAAAGGGGACCCACUGUGUCUGGGUGUGUGCUUGCCUGCAGUCAGAUCUCUGUUUCUUGUCCUGCUGCUGAGAAAUCACUGGAAUAAGACAGGGAGCCCAGGGCUGACCCUCAGAGGCCCUCCCAGCACGCUCCCACUGCACAUCAGCACUGGCUUGGCUAAUCCCUCCAGGUGUUGCUUCUGAUAAGUUGUAUUAAUAAUAAAAAAAAAAAAAGAAAGAAAGAAAAAGAAAACUCGGCAAGCAGCAACAGUGUGAACACAGCCGCUGCCUGAUGCCAAGAGCUGUUGCAGCUUCUACUUACAGAGGAAAGAGAGGCACAGAUAGCCCCGUAAUCGCUCUGAGAUUGGGUUAGUAGCCCUUAUGCAAGUAUUGAUCUGUGGCCACAGCUCUAGGAUCUAAAAUCAUAAAAUUCUGUUUAUUCAGUUUUUUAAAAAUGGUGGUAAAAUAUACAAUAAAUAUAUUACCUUA